Tachysurus vachellii is the source of this 1469-nucleotide messenger RNA. RefSeq names its product G protein-coupled receptor 18 (gene gpr18). Gene Ontology annotation, molecular function: G protein-coupled receptor activity. The record is from RefSeq and is a predicted model, not a curated record. Gene Ontology annotation, cellular component: membrane. The transcript is spliced from 2 exons. The coding region runs from base 145 to 1134 and encodes 329 amino acids. Gene Ontology annotation, biological process: positive regulation of Rho protein signal transduction; phospholipase C-activating G protein-coupled receptor signaling pathway. NCBI's taxonomy places the organism in Eukaryota, Metazoa, Chordata, Actinopteri, Siluriformes, Bagridae.
AGUCAUUAGCUACACGACUUCCUGUGAGCUAUUCGAGCAAAGCUUGAUGUGAAAUGGUUUGACACCACAUCACAAGUGUUUGUAUGAGCCAGAUGCAGUUCCCCUAUGAGCACACAAUGAUGUAGAUCGCUGCGGUUAUUCAUCAUGAAACAGAACAUAUCUUUGGACAUCACCUCUGAGGGUGAUCUCCCACCAGUAUUCAAAACAGUCAGCCUGGUGUUCUACAGCAUCAUAUUCUCUGUAGGAUUGGUGGUCAAUCUCACAGCCAUCUGGGUCUUUGCUCUAACUACGAAAAGAAGGAGUUCGGUCACCAUUUACAUGAUCAAUGUGGCUGUGGUGGACCUCAUCUUUAUUGUCCUGCUUCCUUUCCGAAUGGUCUACUACAGCAUGGACUAUUGGCCGUUUGGUGAUAUGUUCUGCAGAAUCAAUGCAGCAUUAACCGUACUCUAUCCAAGUCUGGCUCUCUGGCUCUUUGCCCUCAUUAGUGCUGACCGCUAUGUAGCCAUAGUUCAGCCACGGCAUAGCAAGGAGCUCAAGAAUGUACACAAGGCCUUGCUGUCUUGCAUCGGAAUCUGGAUCAUGACCCUCGGUGGUGCCGCGUCACUUCUUUUCUUGGAUGGAGAUCCGGACGAAUUCUCCAACCACACCACCUGCCUGAAGAUGCAUGACAUUGUCUACCUGCGCCGUGACAACUCAGUCCACUUCGCUCGUCUAGCUUUCUUCUUCUUAGUGCCAAUGCUUAUUAUGGUGGGUUGUUAUAUCAUCAUUGUGGAAAACCUGAUGCACGGGCGCACAUCCAAGCUCAAGCCUAACGUGAAGCAGAAAUCCAUCCGUAUUAUUAUCACACUGAUCAUGCAGGUGCUGGUGUGCUUUGUUCCCUUCCAUGUUUGCUUUGUGCUCCUGCUUUUUGAGAACAGUGGCCAGGACUACAGCACCUGGGGUGCAUUUACCACCUUUCUGAUGAACAUGAGUACAGUGUUGGACAUUAUACUGUACUACAUAGUUUCUAAGCAGUUUCAGGACAGAGUGAUAAGUGUCAUCCUCUACAGGAACUAUUUGAGAAGUGUGAGGAGAAAGAGUCGACACACAGGAAGUGUACGUUCUCUCAGUAACCUUACUAGUGCCAUGAUUUGAUAAAUAUGACAUGGUUUGAACACAUGAGAAAAGUAUAUUUCAAAUAGAUGAUGAUUGCAAAUCGUCUCAAAAAAGAGCAACAUACGCAAUCUUGGAGACUUUCACUUUUGUUUGCUGCAAUAGUUUAGCACUUUUCUAAUCGAAGGCUCUUUCUAUGGUGGGCAUGUUGGGUUCUGCAAAUGUUGCUUUCAGUUCACUCAUGAAAGUAAAAUGAAGGUGAACCACCACAACUAUGAAUAAUCACAUGCUAGACCAUCGCUUGAAAGAAUCAAGGAAAUCUUUGUACUCCAAAAAUAUGCAUAAUGUACAAAAUAUACAAUCUAUAUAACGCAAAA